GCGCAGGUCACGGCAAAUCAGUCUUGGCCGUCGCAUACGCUGCAUACCGCUGGAAACGCUGUAAACACACCUGAGGUUAGGUUUGCUGCAAACGACGUCUGUUACUUCUGAGUGGGCCGGCAUUAAUCGCAGCAUCGGAUGGAGCUGAACGGCUAUCACUCCGAAGAUGAAGGAGGCACAGAAACCGACGACGGCGAGACACGGUUGCGGACGCCCGGAAAGGGAAGAGCGGGCGAUCCGCGGAUUGGGGGCGGCACGGAGGAGGCAGCGGCCUUCCCGAGGGAGCAAGGCGAACCGAGCGAGCGCCGCGCCAGACACACGGCGGAUUCGCCGAGAAAGAGCAGGCCGCCAUUUCCUUGGUUCGGAAUGGACAUUGGUGGGACCCUCGUAAAACUUGUCUAUUUUGAACCGAAGGACAUCACAGCCGAGGAGGAACAGGAGGAAGUGGAGAACCUGAAGAGCAUCCGCAAGUAUCUGACCUCUAAUGUGGCUUAUGGCUCCACCGGCAUCCGGGAUGUGCAUCUGGAACUGAAGGAUCUGACUCUAUGUGGCCGAACGGGCAACCUGCACUUCAUUCGCUUCCCCACCCAAGACCUGCCUGCCUUCCUGCAGAUGGGCCGCGAUAAACACUUCUCUAGCCUCCAUACGACACUCUGUGCCACGGGCGGUGGGGCCUACAAGUUUGAGGCUGAUUUCCGUAUGAUGGCUGAUCUGCAGCUCCUGAAGCUGGAUGAGUUGGACUGUCUCAUCCGUGGGGUCCUGUAUAUUGACUCGGUCAACUCCAGUGGACCCUCUGAGUGUUACUACUUUGAAAAUCCAAUGGAUCCAGUGCACUGCAUAGUCAAGCCUUACAAACUGGAGAACCCCUAUCCACUCUUGCUAGUCAACAUCGGAUCUGGGGUCAGCAUUCUUGCAGUUUAUUCCAAAGACAAUUUUAAACGUGUCACUGGGACAAGCCUCGGUGGAGGGACUUUCCUUGGGCUGUGCUGUCUGCUGACGGGUUGCUCCACUUUUGAAGAAGCACUGGAGAUGGCCUCACUUGGGGAGAGCACUCGGGUGGACAAACUGGUUCGGGACAUUUAUGGGGGCGACUACGAGAGGUUCGGCCUCCCAGGCUGGGCUGUGGCCUCCAGUUUUGGGAACAUGAUGUGUAAGGAGAAGAGGGAAUCUGUCUCCAAAGAAGACCUGGCCCGAGCAACAUUAAUUACAAUCACAAACAACAUUGGCUCCAUCACCAGGAUGUGUGCCCUGAAUGAGAACAUAGAAAGGGUGGUGUUUGUGGGGAACUUCCUGAGGGUCAAUACUCUCUCCAUGAAGCUGCUGGCCUACGCUAUGGAGUACUGGUCCAAAGGACAACUGAAAGCGCUGUUUCUUCAACAUGAGGGUUAUUUCGGAGCCGUGGGAGCACUUCUUGAGCUGUUAAAUCCCUCCUAAUCACCUAAACACAAGAGACUUGGCUGCUUCAGAAAUCUGUCCCCCUAUACCUGUUUAUUUUUGUUGCCACUGUUCCGUUACUGUUUAUGUGCCAUGACUGCUUAGUUUUUUCAAGCUAUCAGGCUUUGUUUCACUACACACAUGUCCUAUACUUAUCCAAAGACCUGGACAGCCUGUCGAGCCCUUUGACAUGCAGAGCACUUUAAUCUACUUUGCACUAUAAUUUUCCAUGAAAACUCACCUGUGUUGCCUUUGUCAAUUGGUCUGAAUACAUUUUAAAUAUAUACAAAAAGUAUAUGUGAUUUAAAAUUGCUAUGUUCAGGUAGUAUUUGGAAGGUCAGAUUUCAAAAUAUCUUAAUAGAUGAGUAUCUUGCUACCAUAUAAGAUCUGAAACUGUGGGAAGGAUUCUGGGGUUGUCUGUGGUGUAAGGAAUAAUGAAAGGAACAGAAUGACCUCACUCCACAACCUUGGUAUGUUAAUUGUUUUACCGCAGAAUCCACUCUUUCAGAAGACCAAUAUCUUCUCCAAAUAGAUCUCGACUUGGCCUUAAGUACUGUAUGACUGUAUUUAUGAAUACAUACAUUUUUUCCUUUUUAAGUAUAUCUGAAGUUGUAUAAAGUUAGGUGCAGUCCUAAUUCACUAUAAUUUGUAAUUAGUAGGCUAAAUAGCUGUGAAAUAUCUUAACAAGUCGACUAUGUAAUAAAUGAUGAAUAGUUUUAACCAA
This is a messenger RNA of Brienomyrus brachyistius, 2158 nucleotides long. RefSeq names its product pantothenate kinase 3-like. The coding region runs from base 139 to 1434 and encodes 431 amino acids. The record is from RefSeq and is a predicted model, not a curated record. Gene Ontology annotation, molecular function: pantothenate kinase activity; ATP binding. Gene Ontology annotation, biological process: coenzyme A biosynthetic process. The transcript has 7 exons. Gene Ontology annotation, cellular component: nucleus; cytosol. NCBI's taxonomy places the organism in Eukaryota, Metazoa, Chordata, Actinopteri, Osteoglossiformes, Mormyridae.